Molecule: messenger RNA, 1104 nt
Organism: Arachis ipaensis
Lineage: Eukaryota; Viridiplantae; Streptophyta; Magnoliopsida; Fabales; Fabaceae
Product: protein FAR1-RELATED SEQUENCE 5-like
Source: RefSeq, a predicted model, not a curated record
AUGGAUACACCAAUUUUUGAAGAAGCAUUGUCCGGCAGUGCGUAUGACGUGAGGGAGAAUUCUAUUUUCACCGACGUUAAUGUUCCGUGUUUGAGUGAAGAUGACACACCACAUGUAGAUCAGGUUAAUGUGUCUUUUGGUAAAUUUUCAUGUGAUACAUUGAGCCAUAUAUUUAAGAUGAGAAUGAGUGUUAAUGUAUCUUUUGGUGAAUUUUCUUGUGAUACAUCAAGCCACAUAGUUAAGUUGAGAAUGAGUGGGAAAGAAUCUGAAGACGCUAUUCAGAAAAAGGAUGAUGCUACGGUCCCGGAUCACACUGGAAUUCCAAUGGAGGAAAUCCCGUACGUAGGAUUGAGAUUUAAUUCGUUACAGCGGGCACAAGAGUUCUAUUCUAAUUAUGCGAAGAAAGUUGGGUUUGUGACGAGGAUUAGGAAUACAAACUUUGACAAGACCAGGAAAGAAAUAAAGGUACCUAUUAAUCAAUCGAUACACUGUAGUCGUGAAGGUUAUCGGGAAUCUCGAGUGAAGGCAGCAAUGCGGGUAAAGAGAAUAACAACAGCUGGGUGCAAAGCAAGGAUGUAUGUGAUGCUUGAUAGGCAUAAUGAUAAUUGGCUGGUGACCAAAUUAGAAUUGAAGCACACCCACGCGUGUUCUGCCGAGCAAGCUGUGCAUUAUAGUGAGUACAGGGAACUGACCAUGCAUGCCAUGUGUGUGAUUCAGAACAACGAUGAGGCUGGCAUACGGCCUAACAAGACUUAUCUCGCACUGGCAAAUGAGGUUGGUGGGUCAUCAAAGUUGGGUUACUCAGAAAAGGAUGUUAGGAACUAUAUAACGAGGAAUUUGCGCUGUGCUGAUGUAAACGAAGAUGUGAAGGAAAUGAUUAGAUAUUUCAUGCGAAUGAGAGAUAUAAACCCGAAUUUCUUCUAUGCAGUUGAUGUGGACGAAACUAACAAGUUUAAGAGUGCGAUAUGGGUAGAUGCAAGAUGCAGGGCAUCGUAUGAAUAUUUUGGAGAUGUGGUAUCGUUUGAUACAACGUACAGAAGGAACAAGUAUGUUUGUGUUUUUGUCUCCAUUAUAAGGGUUUACAUUUUUCCAACAAUAUUGUGA